AUCAACUUGGCACAAUCUAGCAAGUUGUUCUGUUAUAUUUGAGCCAGACUUAAGAUUUUUUAAAUCUGGACUGGAACAAAGGAAGACAGAUAGCAUGGUGACAGUGUUAGAGGCAUCAAGAAUCAGCAAACAUAGUCGUAGUAGAAAUCAUGAGGUUAAGAACACAAUACAAGUUAGAAAAGUAAGAAGAAGAGAACCUUCGCCUAAAAUUUUCUCUCUGUUUGAUUCAAGCUCUGGUUCUUCUGAUACAUUUUCAUGGCCAACAGAUGGUGAACAAGAAGCUGUUCGCCCUCUUAUAGUAAGAAUUGCUAAUACUAGAGUUCUUGGACAGCAUGGUGGUGAGCUGCUUUUAGAUCUGAAAAGAUACCAAGAAUCCUCAACAGAAUCACAAUUGACCAUACCAGGCAUGAUUAUUGACCAAACAAAGGUCAUUUUCACUGUGCUUGUUAUGUCAAGGACUCAUCUGAACAAACUGAAAAAUAAUCAACUACUUCAAAAUGAUGACCGAGCUGUGAUUUACUAUUCUAAGCCUUUAGAUAUUUUAUCAGAGGAAUCAAGAUCUGUUUUGAUUGAAAAUUUUAUGAGACUUAACAAUGUGUAAUCUUUUAAGAAAGUGUUCAAGACUUACUAGUUAAACAAGAAAUAAAGCUUUGUGUCAUGUGAAAAUUGGUUAACAUGGUUAAGGAGUAGGUUCAGUUGGACCCCUUUUUGGCCCCAGCAUAUAGCUGUUUUACAAAAUUGUUGAAAUACAAACUAUAAGCUAUUAAUCGGAAAGAAGAACACUUCUGUUACAUAAAUAUGGGCUGAUUUAGACAACACAAUGUACAAGUAUUGGGUCCUCGCAUCAUUAAGUAAUGCUAAAUUACUGAAAUCUUCACAAUUUUAGCAUUUGAGUUAAUUUUUAGACAGUUUCGGACUUAAGGAUGUGGCUGCAUUUGUGUUCAUUCCUUAUAUCUAAAUAUAAAUUGUAUUUGAUGAUAAUACAUAAUAUAUAUAAAGGUUGAGGAUGAACACCAAUGCAGGCACCUUUAUUUGUGACAAAAAAAACAUUUGAUAAAAGACAUAUUAUGGCAUAUUUUACCAAAAAAAUAUAUUUAAGCUUGAAUUUGAGGGUCUUUGAUGAAUAGUUCAGUUCAAAUCUUUCACAUAAAUUAUUAAAUCUACCAAAGCAGUUACUUAAGUGUUUAAAAAGUGUCCAAAAUCUUUCUUAAGAUGAAUCUAAAAUUUGGGGCCAGAAUUGGUCAUACAGGACAUACUCCUUUCUGUGAAUUAAAGUAAGCAGUAACAUCACUAUCAAAUACUCAUGACAGUUUUAUAUAUUUUGAUCUUAAAGGGUAUAUUCUGUUAUUCUGAAAGAUCUAUCUAAAGUGAAAAGGCUCUGUUUAUUGCAGUAUCAUUUAAUUCUUGUUGAUACAUAAAUAUGGGCUGAUUUAGACAAUACAAUGCUCAUUUAUUGGGUACUCGCAUCAUUAAGUAAUGCUAAGUUACUGAAAUCUUCACAAUAUAAGCAUUUGAGUUAAUUUUUAGACAGUUUCCAACAUAAGGAUGUGGCGCUGCAUUUGUGUUUAUUCCUUAUUUCUAAAAAUAAAUUGUAUUUGAUGAUAAAACAUAACAUAUAUAAAGGUUGAGGAUGAACAUAGAUGCAGCCACCUUUAUUUUUGACAAAAAACAUACUAUAAAAGACAUGUUAUGGCAUAUUUUAUAAAAAAUAUUUAAGCUUGAAUUUGAGCGUCUUUAAUGAAUAGUUCAGUUCAAAUCUUUCACAUAAAUUAUUUAAAUCUACCAAAGUUGUUACUUAAGUGUUUAAAAGGGGCCAAAAUCUUUCUUAAGAUGAACCUAAACUUUGGGGCCAAAAUGGGCCCAUACCUGACCUACUCCUUUAUGUGAAUUGAAGUAAGCAGUAAUACCGUAUAGCGGGUUAUUUUCGUGGGUGUAAAAUUUUGCGAUUUUCAUUGAAUAAGGUAUACGAAAAAUUUUGGCGGUUAUUAUUUUGGUGGAUUCAACAUUUUUAACAUUACCUUUGCAUGUACACAUUUAAAUUGGCGGAAUUUAUUUUGGCGAUUUUGUUCUAUCCGCAAAAAUAAGCGAAAAUUUACACCCCGCAAAAAUAACCCGCUAUACGGUAUCACUAUCAAAGACAUAUGACAGUUUUAUGUGUUUUGAUAGGGUAUAUUCUAUUAUUCUGAAAGAUCUAUCUUAAGUGAAAAGGCUCUGUUUAUUGCAGUAACAUUUAAUUCUUGUUGAUUUAUUAUUAUAUAUCAUAGUUUAUGAAUCUACCAAUUUUCACAAUAUUUACUUGAACUUGCAAACUAUAACAGGUGUACCCAGCAUUUCAUUGUUAAAUUGUAAAUUAAUUUACCUGUAACCUGUUAAAUUUUUUAAAAGUUCAUUUAAAUUUCUUUGUGGAUAAUACUAUACCACUGCAAAAAUUAACCAUUUUUGGUCGUAUAUUAGUAUCAAGUUGUCCUCAGUGGCGGCAUCUUCGUCAGCGUCGUCUGAAGACAGAUGGUUUCCGGAUAAUAACUUUAGUAUAAGUAAAUAGAAAUCAAUAAAAUUUCAAAACAAUGUUUAUAACCACAAAAGGAAGGAUGGGAUUGAUUUUGGGGGUUUAAUUGUAUCGUAUGUUUAGGAAUGAGGGGCCAAAUAAGCAUUUAUGUAGUUUUCAAUCAAUAACUUGUAUAAGUGUAUAAAUCUCUCUGAAAUUAUACCGUAAGUUUCCACACUACAAAGGGAUGUUUAGGGGGUGGGGGUGUUGGGGAUGGUUAUGGCUCAAAUCAUUUAGCAAUUAGGGGCAAAAAAGGAGAAAACAAGGUUUUUCUGGUUUAAGGACAAUUUAAACAAUUUAAAAGCAAUGUAGGGGAGGUAAUCCAAUUGAAAUAUUAAGAAUACUGUUAUAUAUAUGUUUGAUUACUUGAUUACCUCCCUUACACUGCUUGAAAAUAAUGUAUUAAGAAAGGAUGAUUGUCUUGAGAUUUGUUGCUGUAAAUUUAUUUUUAGAAGUUACUGUUAAUUAGUAUUAAUUUUAACCAUGACUGUAUGUCAUUUUAUAUUUUAAUAUUUUAUGAUGUAUAUAAAUGAGUAGUUAUUGUUGCCAAUGCCAUUAGAAAUUUGAAUUAAGAUUAAUUUUGGAAUAAGGGAUAGGGUGAGGUGAAUAAAAAUUAAGGGGGGGGGGGGGUUAAAAUUUUCUCAUUUCAGAUUUCAGAAAUUCAAAAGAAUUUUUCUUGAAAUACUUUUUUUAAGGGGAUUAAUAUUCAACAGCAUAGUUUUAAUCAUUUUAAAUUGCCUACAGGACAAGGUUAGUUUUUUUUUGGCAGUGCCAAAUCAUCGAGAUUUAACCAAACUUAAUUAUCAUUAGGGUAUUAAGUUUAAAAAAUGUGUGUGGUGAGCCAGCCAACCAACCAAUAUGGCCCCCAUGGCUAAAAAUAGAACAUAGGGGUAAAAUGUAGAUUUUGGCUUAUAACACUGAAACCAAAGCAUUAAGAGCAAAUCUGAUAAGGGGUUAAAUUUUUCAUCAAGUCAAUAUAUAUAUUUCCGCCCUGAAAUUUGCAGAUGAAUUGGACAACUGGUUGUUGGGUUGCUGCCCCCAAUUGUUAAUUUUUUUUAUAAAUCCGUUUUUGGUUAUUAUCUUGAAUACUAUUAUAGAUAGUGAUAAACUGUAAACAGCAAUAAUGUUCAGCAGAGUAAGAUCUACAAAUAAGUCAACAUGACCAAGUUGGUCAGUUGACCCCUUAAGGAGGUAUUCCUGUUUAUAGUCAAUUUUAAGCAAUUUUCAUUAAUUUGGUAAAUUUUGGUAAAUUUUUACAAAAUAUUUUCCUCUGUUACUGAAGGGCCAAGUUUAUUAUUGAUAGGAAAAAUUGUAAGUAGCAAGAAUGUUCAGUAAAGUAAGAUCUUCAAACACAUCACCAUCGCCAAAGCAAAGUUUUGUCAUGAAUCCAUCUGUGUCCUUUGUUUAAUUAAUAUGUACAUACAUUGUAGACCAAGGUGAUCGACUCAGCUGAGCCUCUAGUUAUAUGUUCUGAUGACUACAAUUUUCUUCUUAAAUUUGCCAAAUUUUGUAAAAUGUUCUUUUCAAUAUAAAUUAAUUUUACCUUCUUCAAAUUCAAUAAAACAUUACGCUUUUGACUACUGCAUACAAUACUGUCAAUUCAUUCAUUAUUGUUUUGUAUAAAUGUUAUUGUUGUUGUUACUGUUUAUAUUUACAUACCCUUAAAUGGGUCUUAAGAAAUAAAAGUUUAAAGUUU
Mytilus trossulus (common blue mussel) is the source of this 4241-nucleotide messenger RNA. RefSeq lists its product as uncharacterized. The transcript has 4 exons. NCBI's taxonomy places the organism in Eukaryota, Metazoa, Mollusca, Bivalvia, Mytilida, Mytilidae. Bases 95 to 601 code for a protein of 168 amino acids. The record is from RefSeq and is a predicted model, not a curated record.